This is a messenger RNA of Penicillium olsonii, 2346 nucleotides long. The record is from the annotation of a GenBank genome assembly. Lineage: Eukaryota; Fungi; Ascomycota; Eurotiomycetes; Eurotiales; Aspergillaceae.
AUGAGACUGGCCGCUUAUGCUGGGGCCUCAGUGGCCCUAGCCACUGGUGUUCUUCUCAAAGCGCUUCACCAGAGGUCCAAUUUCUACUCAGCAUGCGUCUACCUAUCCCAAAGUAGUGCGAAUCUAAUGAUUCUUACGAACCUCUGCCUUCUCGUCACCGGAUUCCUCCUUUUCUGGCUCCAGCGCCUCCUCUACGGACCAUUGCGACCAAUCGAGACGGAGCAAUUAUAUGAGCGCGCUUGGUUUGCGGUCACGGAGACAUGUUUGGCCAUGACUAUAUUCCGGGGAGAACUCGGGGCCUGGUUUUUGGUCAUGUUCAUAUCGCUUUUAGUGGGUAAAGUUUGGGGUUGGAUUGGUGAAGGCCGUGUCGAGUUCUUGGAACAACAGCCUCCAGCCAAUCCAAAGUUGUUCCAUAUUCGUCUAGCAGCUUCUCUGGCCCUGACGGUCAUAUUCGACUUCUUCAUGCUCCGAUACUGCGUACACACUGUUAUUACACAGGCACGCCCGGACAUGAUGGUGAUGUUCGGAUUUGAGUUCGCCAUUCUCGCGAUCUUGUCGUCCUCGACCCUUCUACGAUAUGUGAUCGCCCUGACAGAGAUAUCUAUCACUCGCCAACAAGUGAAAGCAAGGGUUGAGGAGCGCAGGGCUGAGAUUCGCAUUGCCCGGGAUGAGGCUAUCCGAGAAUCCGCCCGCGCAGGCGCAAGCUCCCCACCUGCCGAUCUCCCCGAUGAGAAUGAUGUGAAUGAAAUGGAAAUUGACGUACCCGGAUGGGAGGAAAAAGGCCGCUGGGUUUUCUACUUGGAUCUUCUGACCGACCUGCUGAAACUCGUGAUUUAUCUCACCUUCUUCGGCAUACUGCUUACUUUCUACGGCCUGCCCAUCCAUAUUCUACGGGACGUCGUGGUAACUAUCCGCUCGUUCGCUCGUCGUAUUAUGGAUUUCAUGCGCUACCGAAACGCUACCAGAGACAUGAAUGAGAGAUAUCCAGAUGCAACUGCCGAGGAGAUCUCUCGGGAAGAUGUUUGUAUCAUCUGUCGAGAGGAAAUGACUCCAGCGCAGCCUGCACAGCCUGCAGCUGGAGCCAAUGGAGCCCCAGCGAACCCUCCUGCCACCGAAACCCGGCGGGUUCCCGAACGUCUGCGCCCAAAGAAGCUUCCUUGCGGUCAUAUCCUGCAUUUCGCAUGUCUACGUAGUUGGCUUGAGAGGCAACAGAAUUGUCCCACCUGCCGUCGCCCUGUUCUCGCGCCGUCUAGAACAGCGGGCGCAGCGGCUACUGGCGGUCAUAAUCAACCUGGCCAGCAAAACGGCAAUCAAGCAGGACAACAAGGUGCCGAAGGACAGCCUCGGGCCCGGGUCUAUCAAUUUGGGCCGCUCAGGAUUGGCUUCGGAGCCGUGCGUGGAGAUGUCUUUAAUAAUCUGCACCGCCAAAUCCCGCAGGGCAAUCCACCACAGCCUGCGGUGAACCUGCAGGCAAACGUACCCGCCGGUCAGAUUGGAUUUGGAUUAGGGCUCGGGCGCCGUCCGCAAACCCCUGCGCCCACACACCCACAGGCCACAACCGCGGGAUUGUCCACCGCCUCUGACAUAAGUGCACAGUUGUCCCAGAUCGAAGAAAGACUCACCCUUGAACUCCAGACCCUCCGGGCUGCCACAGAGCAACUAUAUCGGGUGCGUCACUUGCAGUUGGAGUUGGAUCGAUUGCGCCAUCAACCAACAUCCGGCGCCCAGCCAAGCCCACCUCCCAAUGUUCCAUCGCCAACCUCAGGACCUGGAGCAUCGACAUUCACUCCACGUAAUCAGUUCGCGGGACUCCCGGGUUCUAUCAUGAAUUCAGGUGAUAGUCGUCUUCCCGAGGGAUUGACUCUUCCCCCUGGCUGGACCUUACUUCCCCUCCAGCGCAGGGAAAACAGCACCGGGUCAGCACAGCCAGUACAGCAAGUGCAGCCAGUACAGUCUACCCCCAUCAUUACAGAAUCACCCUCUUCUGCAUCCGCUGUAAAUAAUGCUGGCGCCCAGACCCCUUCGGUCCCUGAGCAGUCGACCGGGAAUGGAGCAGAAGCGCAAGUCACCCCCGAACAACCCACAAUCAGCGCCGAUAUUGUGUCAAAUCCUCAGCUUGGUUCUACUGGGCCUGUCCCAGAGACUCGCGCAGAUUCUCCAUCUCAAGAAUGGACCGACUUAGCCCCUAAGGAGUCAUCGGAUGUCGGGUCCACCAUCCCCACAACCUGGGGUAGUGGAGAAUCUUCCACAGCACCGGCAUCCACAGAUGAUCAGUCCGAGACCCCAUCUAAAGGAAAAGGUCGGGCUGUCACUGUCGAGGAGACCGCAGAUGAAGAGGCGUCUUAG